Messenger RNA from Calypte anna (Anna's hummingbird), 2553 nucleotides. RefSeq names its product TLE family member 2, transcriptional corepressor (gene TLE2). Gene Ontology annotation, biological process: negative regulation of canonical Wnt signaling pathway; regulation of DNA-templated transcription. Bases 44 to 2287 code for a protein of 747 amino acids. Gene Ontology annotation, molecular function: transcription corepressor activity; protein binding. The record is from RefSeq and is a predicted model, not a curated record. Lineage: Eukaryota; Metazoa; Chordata; Aves; Apodiformes; Trochilidae. Gene Ontology annotation, cellular component: transcription regulator complex; nucleus. The transcript has 20 exons.
GGGCAGCGGGGGGGGGGGCGCGGCGGAGGCCCGAGCCCUCAGGAUGUUCCCGCAGGGACGGCACACGAGCCCGCUCCAGCCCGGACAGCCCUUCAAGUUCUCGGUGCUGGAAAUUUGCGACCGCAUCAAGGAGGAAUUUCAGUUCCUGCAGGCUCAGUACCACAGCCUGAAGCUGGAAUGUGAGAAGCUGGUGAGCGAGAAGACAGAGAUGCAGAGACAUUAUGUCAUGUACUAUGAGAUGUCCUACGGGCUGAACAUUGAAAUGCAUAAGCAGGCAGAGAUUGUCAAGAGGCUGAGUGCCCUAUGUGCCCAGAUGAUGCCCUUCCUGACGCAGGAGCACCAGCAGCAGGUCUUGCAGGCUGUGGAGAGGGCCAAGCAGGUGACCAUGGGGGAGCUGAACAGCAUCAUCGGGGUGCAGCAGCAGCAGCACCUCUCCCACCACGCAUCCCCCAUCCCGCUGACCCCCCACCCCUCCAGCAUGCAGCCCCCCAGCCUGAGUGGGGGCAGCACCUCGGGGCUCCUGGCCCUCCCGGGGACACUGAUGGCUCAGGCGCAGCUGGCUGCCAAGGAGGACAGAGUGACCCAGGAUGGAGCGCACCAAGUAGAGUCUGGGAUGAGCUCGUUCUCUCCAGAUGCAGAUGCAUGUCCUAAGGAAGCAAGUGGUUCUGAAUCCCCCCCCGAGAGCCUGCGGGGCACGGAGCGGAUGGGGCUGAAGCGGAAACAGGAGGAGAAGGAGCAGGAGAAGGAGCAGGAGGAGAAGGAGCGUUCUGACAGUGAUGGGGACAAGAGUGACAUCAACCUCGUGGUGGAUGAGGGUCCCCCCUCAGAGCCCGGCAGCCCCAGCAGCCACCAUCCCCCCCGAGACCUCCAGGAGAUGCCGGGGAGCCCCAGCUCCAUCACCUCCAGCUGCAGCACCACACCUCUCAAGCCAAAGGACCUGAGUCUGACUGACCCUCCAGCCAGCACUGCCCCUGCCCAGCCCUCUGCUGCCUCGCCAGCCCCCAGCCCCCUGGCACCCGGGACCAGCUCAGGCACCCUGCCCAGGCAGCCCCCCCCCAAGGCCAUUGACACCAUUGUUCUCUGCAACCCACUGAGUGUCUCCAGCCCAUACUCCUCCUUUGGGCUCCUGCCUCACACCACCCUCCCUGGGGAGCUCCCCAGCAUCUACAUGGGCAUCCACCUCCUGCCACAGGCCAGCGGUGCCGGGAUGUACGGACGGUCCCCAGUGGUGGCUUUUGAGUCGCACCCUCACCUGAGGGCUUCCAACAACUCAUCCUCGCUCUCCACUGUCCCUGGAGGGAAACUUGCCUACUCCUUCCACGUCAGUGCCGAGGGGCAGAUGCAGCCGGUGCCUUUCCCACCCGACGCCCUGAUCGGCUCCGGCAUCCCCCGGCACGCGCGGCAGCUCCACACCCUGACCCACGGCGAGGUGGUCUGCGCCGUCACCAUCAGCAACUCCACCCGGCACGUCUACACGGGGGGCAAGGGCUGCGUGAAGGUGUGGGACGUGGGGCAGCCCGGCACCAAGACGGCCGUGGCUCAGCUGGACUGCUUGAACCGGGACAACUACAUCCGCUCCUGCAAGCUGCUGCCUGACGGGCGCAGCCUCAUCGUGGGGGGUGAGGCCAGCACCCUCUCCAUCUGGGACCUGGCAGCCCCCACGCCCCGCAUCAAGGCCGAGCUCACCUCCUCUGCCCCCGCCUGCUACGCCCUGGCCAUCAGCCCCGACGCCAAAGUCUGCUUCUCCUGCUGCAGCGAUGGCAACAUCGUGGUGUGGGACCUGCAGAACCAGACCCUGGUCAGGCAGUUUCAAGGCCACACGGAUGGUGCCAGCUGCAUUGACAUCUCCAACUACGGCACCAAACUGUGGACGGGGGGGCUGGACAACACCGUGAGGUGCUGGGACCUGCGGGAGGGGCGUCAGCUGCAGCAGCAUGACUUCAGCUCCCAGAUCUUCUCCCUGGGGUACUGCCCCACGGGAGAGUGGCUGGCAGUGGGCAUGGAGAGCAGCAACGUGGAGAUCCUGCAUGUCUCCAAACCAGACAAGUACCAGCUGCACCUCCACGAGAGCUGUGUCCUCUCCCUCAAAUUCGCCUCCUGCGGGAAGUGGUUUGUGAGCACGGGGAAGGACAACCUGCUGAACGCCUGGCGGACGCCCUACGGAGCCAGCAUCUUCCAGUCUAAAGAAUCCUCCUCAGUGCUGAGCUGUGACGUCUCUGUCAAUGACAAAUUCAUCGUGACGGGCUCUGGCGACAAGAAGGCCACGGUGUACGAGGUGGUGUACUGAGCCCCCAUCCAUCUCUGUCUCAUCCUGCAGGGAAGGGCCAGGCCUUGCACAAAGCCCCCAUUCUGCUCCCCCUCCUUCUCUUUCCUGGCCAGAUGUCUGGGCAGGGACAGGUCCCAGUGUCCUGCAGCCAGGAUUUACCAGGGUGAGACCAGGAGCACCUGUGACAGUGUUACUCCUGAAAUAAUGCUACUGAUACAAUGGGACCUGUUUUCUGCUGUAGAAACCGCUGUAAAUGAUCAGUGAAGAAAUGUAUUUAACUGUGUUUU